AUGCUUCAAGUUCCAGUUCGCGAACCCACCAACCUGGCCUCGACCAAGGCCGUGAUCUUGGUCGGGGGUCCAUCCAGGGGAACCCGGUUUAGGCCAUUGUCUCUCGACGUGCCCAAGCCCCUAUUCGAAGUCGCCGGUCAUCCCAUCCUCCGUCACUGCCUCCAAGCCGUCGCUAAGAUCCCCGAUAUUCGCGAAGUGAUCCUGGUCGGGUACUACGACGAAUCAGUCUUCCGAGAAUUUAUCAAAGACUCUGCCAAGGACUACCCCCAGCUCCGCCUCCAAUACCUACGUGAAUACACGGCCCUGGGAACCGCCGGAGGUCUCUACCAUUUCCGCGAUGCCAUUCUUAAGGGGAGGCCGGAGCGCAUCAUUGUGCUGAAUGCAGACGUCUGCUGCUCGUUCCCGCUGGGUGAGAUGCUGAAGUUGUUCGAAGAGAAGGACGCAGAGGCGGUUAUUCUGGGAACCAGGGUCAACAACGAUGCGGCCACCAACUUCGGUUGUAUAGUGUCUGACUCGCACACCAAGCGUGUGCUGCACUACGUCGAGAAGCCCGAAGGCCACAUCUCCAACCUCAUCAAUUGCGGUGUCUACCUGUUCUCGACCGAGUGUAUCUUCCCUGCGAUCCGUAGCGCCAUCAAGCGCCGCACCACCCGCCCCCGUCUGGUCUCGUACCCUUCGUCUGAGCACCUUGACGCAUCGUUCGUCGCGGCCAACGCCGAAGAGGACUCGGAGAAGAGCGAGGUCAUCCGUCUCGAGCAGGACAUCCUCUCCGACCUGGCCGACAGCAACCGAUUCUUCGUUCACGAAACCAAGGACUUCUGGCGACAGAUCAAGACGGCCGGCUCCGCCGUCCCGGCCAAUGCACUCUACCUGCAAAAGGCGUUCCAGGCACAAUCCGAAGGACUCACUGCUCCCUCCGCGACCAUCGUCCCGCCAGUCUUCAUCCACCCUACUGCGACUGUCGACCCGACCGCGAAGCUGGGUCCUAACGUCUCCAUUGGGCCCCGUGUGGUUGUUGGGGCCGGUGCUCGUAUCAAGGAUUCGAUUGUUCUGGAAGACGCCGAAAUCAGGCAUGAUGCAUGUGUGAUGCACUCGAUUAUCGGGUGGAGUAGCCGGGUGGGCGCUUGGGCUCGUGUCGAGGGGACUCCGAUCCCGAUGGGCAGCCACUCUACUAGCAUUGUGAAGCAUGGAAUCAAGGUGCAGAGCAUUACGAUUCUGGGUAAGGAAUGUGCGGUUGGAGAUGAGGUGCGGGUACAGAACUGUGUUUGUCUGCCAUUCAAGGAGCUCAAGAGGGAUGUUGCCAACGAGGUUAUUAUGUAG
Molecule: messenger RNA, 1320 nt
Organism: Aspergillus ruber CBS 135680
Lineage: Eukaryota; Fungi; Ascomycota; Eurotiomycetes; Eurotiales; Aspergillaceae
Product: mannose-1-phosphate guanylyltransferase
Exons: 4
Coding region: 1-1320 (439 amino acids)
Biological process (GO): biosynthetic process
Cellular component (GO): cytoplasm
Molecular function (GO): transferase activity
Source: RefSeq, a predicted model, not a curated record